AUGGAGUCACAGAUUGUCGACUUGACAACAGAUUCGUCGUCAGGAUCACAAAACGCAACGAUAUUAAGACAGCUACUCACGCAGCCACAGCAUAUGAAAACUGAACAAGAUCGUCAGCAGCAGCAACAGCAACAGCAGCAACAACAGCAACAGCAACAACAACCACAGCAACAACAACCACAGCAACAGCAACAACAACCACAGCAACAGCAACAGUCUACAUCUGGUAUGACACAAUCACUUUUAACCGUACUUACUCUAACGCAGAUUAUAGAAAAUCUGUACAUGAUAGGCUUUAGGAGUCUAGAUACCUGGCAGCAACUGGUUGGAGAACUUCAAAAAUCUAAAGAAAUCAUUAUGAGUCCUGUUUGCCGUUCAACUUUUGUGGAUUUUUCAAAAUUUAUGUGA
Molecule: messenger RNA, 408 nt
Organism: Homalodisca vitripennis (glassy-winged sharpshooter)
Lineage: Eukaryota; Metazoa; Arthropoda; Insecta; Hemiptera; Cicadellidae
Product: forkhead box protein P2-like
Exons: 1
Coding region: 1-408 (135 amino acids)
Source: RefSeq, a predicted model, not a curated record